Podarcis muralis (Common wall lizard) is the source of this 4242-nucleotide messenger RNA. It is a transcript of the gene SNTB2, whose product is annotated as syntrophin beta 2. NCBI's taxonomy places the organism in Eukaryota, Metazoa, Chordata, Lepidosauria, Squamata, Lacertidae. The record is from RefSeq and is a predicted model, not a curated record. Gene Ontology annotation, molecular function: protein binding; structural molecule activity. Gene Ontology annotation, cellular component: intracellular anatomical structure; synapse; dystrophin-associated glycoprotein complex.
AUCCGCCUCCUUAUAGGGGGCGGGCGGCGGGCGCGCGCGGCCCAUUCUCCUCCUCAGCCUCACUGCUGGAGUUUGCGGCUCUUCCAGCCGCUGCUGUUCCGGCGUGAGUCCGGCGCGACUCCGGUCCGGCCAUGGCAGUGUGGACGCGCGCCUGCAAGGCGGGGCUGGUGGAGGUGCUGGUGCGCGAGCGCUGGGUGCGGGCGCUUGCCGAGCUGAGCGGGGAGGCGCUGGUGCUCAGCUCCGACCCGGAGCCCGUCAACGGGCUGCCCAACGGCGCCGAGUGGGGGAGCCCCGUCGCGGCUGCAGCAGCAGCAGCAUCAGCAUCCCGAGCGCGGAGCCCCGCGGGCAGCCCAGGCGGGCGGAGCGCAGCGGGCAGCGGCAGCCCGGAGAUGCCCCCCUCGGCGUCUGUCCACCCGCCUUCCUCGCCUCCCGGCCGGCCCUUCUCCCCUCCGCCGGGGCUGCCCGGUGGCGCGUCCUGCUCCUCCUCGUCGCCCCCGGGCUCCCCUCCGAGCGGGGUGCGCCGGGUGCGAGUAGUGAAGGCAGAGGCGGGCGGGCUGGGCAUUAGCAUCAAGGGCGGCCGCGAGAACCGCAUGCCCGUCCUCAUCUCGCGCAUCUUCCCGGGGCUGGCCGCCGAGCGCUGCGGCGCCCUCCGCCUGGGAGACGCCAUUCUCUCCGUCAACGGCACCGACCUCCGCGACGCCACCCACGAUCAGGCCGUGCAGGCGCUCAAGCGGGCCGGCAGGGAGGUCCUCCUGGAAGUGAAGUAUAUGCGGGAAGCCAGCCCUUAUAUCAAGAAGCCGUCGCUGGUGUCGGAUUUGCCUUGGGAUGGGGUAGCUCCGCAGUCGCCCAGCCUUAGCGGCAGCGAGGAUUCUGGCUCCCCAAAGCACCAUGGCGCUGCCAAGGACCGUAAGGUGAUCCCUUUGAAGAUGUGCUACGCUGCGAGGAACCUGUGCAUGCCGGAUCUGGAGAACAGGUUGAUAGAGUUGCACUCGCCUGACAGCCGGAACACCCUGAUCCUCCGCUGCAAGGACACCGCCACGGCGCACUCCUGGUUCAUGGCCAUCCACACCAACAUCAUGGCUCUCCUCCCGCAAGUCCUGGCCGAGCUCAACGCCAUGCUGGCCGCCAGCAACACGCCGGGGAGCAGCAAGGAGGUCAAGCACAUCGCGUGGUUGGCGGAACAGGCCCGGCUGGAUGGAGGCCGGCAGCAGUGGCGGCCAGCUCUCUUGGCCGUGACGGAGAAGGACUUGCUGCUAUAUGACUGCAUGCCAUGGACAAGAGAUGCCUGGGCCUCCCCGUGCCACAGCUACCCGCUUGUUGCCACCAGGCUAGUGCAUUCUGGCUCAGGCCGCAGAUCACCCUGCAUGGGAUCGGACCUCAGCUUUGCCACGCGGACAGGCUGCCGUCAGGGCAUUGCCAUGCACAUCUUUCGCGUGGAGACUCAUCGGGACCUCUCCUCCUGGACCAGAAUCCUGGUGCAAGGCUGCCACGCUGCUGCAGAGCUGGUCAAGGAGGUGUCUUUAGGGUGUGUCCUGAAUGCCCAGGAGGUCCGCCUCAUCAUCCACUAUGAAAACGGCUUCAUUAUUUCCAAGGAAGAGGCAGGCUCUGCCAGUGUCCUUUUCCGAUACCCUUUCGAGAGGCUAAGAAUGUCUGCGGAUGAUGGCAUCAGGAACCUCUACUUGGAUUUUGGGGGACCGGAAGGGGAACUGACUCUGGAGCUGCACUCCUGCCCCAAACCCAUUGUGUUUGUGUUACACACGUUCUUGUCAGCCAAAGUGACUCGCCUGGGGCUGCUCGUGUAGGAGGAGCCAAGGGGCCUUGGUGACAUGGCAGUGUCAGUGAACCACAGCAGUAGCAGCACCGAGUCCUGCCUCUGCGAUGUUCUCCAGCAUCAGUGCCUUGACCAAGACUUGUGAUUGGCAGCUGCAUUAUAGACACAAGGCCAUUGGAUGAGCUUUGGCUGGAUGCUGCGGCUCUUGCAUGAACUGCCUUCCUAGGAGAGAAGCAGCUGAAGGAUGGAAAGGCGGCCAAAGGAGUGAGAUGGGGGGGGGGAGGCGGCCAGGGAGGCUGCAUGUCAAUCCCCCUUGCCUGCCUCGAGUUCAGCAUUGCUCUGAAAACCCCACUGUCGUCUUGGCACCUUGCCAUUCAGGAUCAUGCCUCGUACGAAAGGCAGGUGAGAUGAGAGGGUGGUCCUGCCAGGCCAAUAGAGCAGCUCCUGACCUGGGGCAUUACAAAGCCAUUUCUCCCACAUCCCUUAUACCACUUGUGCCUUUUGGUGGAGGAAGGAAAGAGGAGAGCAGUCAUGGCAGCAGUGGCAAGCUGAGUCGUUUGCCUGGUUGGGCUGGAAAUGCUGUCUUGUUGGGCAACCCCGCCUUGUAGUUUGGGGGGAGCUUGUAUCUUCUGCAGGGGUCUCAAGAGACGGGCUGGAAAUGGGAGCUCCCCUGGUCCUUUCGUUCUGGCAGUUGGGAUGCUGCGGGGCUCAGCUCAGAUUGAAGAACUGAAGCAUAUGCACUUCAGAGCCACAAGACUCUGAAGGCCUGGACCAGUAAAGGAGGCUGGCUUUACUUAGUUCUAGGUUCCCUGCUCAGGCCAAACAGCGACAUUUUUGAGCUGGGCUGAGAGCACUGUGUUCCUCUGGGCGGGUGGGGUUUGGGUGCUGUGAAAUAUGGAAUCCCCUCGCCCCACCAGGGCUGUGGUGCAGAUCAAGACAGUGGUAAUGGGAAAGAGCUAACCUCAACAGGAGAAGGAGCAGCAGCAGUUUAUAAGCCAAAGCUGAGCAAAGAAGUCUGUGGUGAGGGUGAUGCUCCCCCCUUUCCCCCUUACGAAACGAGUGUCCCUUUCUCCUCAUUCCUCUCCACCUUACUACUCCUUCUCGGGGAAGAAGGAAUUCAUGACAGUGUGAAACAGAACGUAAUAGCCUUAUGAAAGGAAGCACUAUUCGGCCCCAUUUGUGGUUUUUGCAAAACUCUACCAUGUGAUGGUCACACACACCCUGAUCUUUGCUGCCAUAAAGGCCAGGGACUUUAUUUUUCAAUCGAUGGAACUGCGGAACAUGCAGCUAUUCCCAGCAAACCCAGCUGGGCGCCCCUCAUACCACAAGCCCAUUGCAGGGGUGGGGAGAAGCAUUGGGGUCAAGGAUAGAGGUUGGUGGGGAAGAGGGCACAGUAGAGCCGCAUGCAUCCUUAACAGAGUGGGGCUUAGCCUCAAGCAUUGCAGUGAUUGCCUAGGAGAUCAGAAUGGGGUCCAUUUGCCCUGUUUGAUAGCAUAGAAGCCUUUUACCAAAGCCCUAGACCAGCGGUUCCCAAUUCUCAUAACGAAAGCUGCCAUAGAGAUAUCAAAAUUUCCAAAAGUAUGGGGUCCAUGGUUUGGUUUUUGAAAAACAAGGAGUCUGCAGUACUUAGCUAUUUGGGAACCAGUCCCCUAGGUGGUGGAGCGGGACAGGGAAGACAGAGGGGAAAACCUUUUUCCCUGUUCAUAAUACACGCCCCUGAGAAUGCUUGAGCCUGAGGCUUUAGGACACAAGUAAAAGAGAGAUAGGGAGAGAGUGUGUGUGUGUGUUCUUAUGCUCCAAAAAAGCUCAUUUAGCCAUAGGGCAAUGCCUAAAAGACGCAAGUCAUACUUGGCUUAGCAGCUGGCCACGGACCAAAUUUUGCAAGAAGGGGGGCCAGGUGCUUCUGUGAGUUGCAGUUCCUCUGAGGAAGUAGCAUCCUCAGGUUUGGGAGGGACUGACUGGGAGGAGUAUCUGAUAAAAGGUUGUGUGUGUGUGGUGGCUCUUGUAUAAAGAGUGCUUAUUCCCAGCAAGGUGGCUUCUGCCUGCAAAAGUCCCAACCAAAUAUGUAGAGUUGCAGACUUGGUGUUUUGGCGGAAUUCUGAAGGAUGUGCUGUGGAAGAAAGGAAAGGGAAGUGUGGUCUAGUGUUGCGGGAGGUGGGCCUUGGAGACAUUGGAAGGGGCUACAGAUGAGGACUUCAGUCCCUCCCUAAAUCCUCUUAGGCCUGUGCACUUUUAUUCUGAUGAUGUCUCAAGGCUAGUCACAGCUUAACGGAGCUUUAUAAUUAAGCAGACAUCUGUUCUAUUGUCCACUAAUGGUCCCACAGAACAGUAGAAAAGAGCGUAUUUGUUUAGAGCCGUGGUUCCCAAUUGGUGGUAACCCACCCAGGGAGUCCGUGGCACCAUUCACAUAACGUAAGCUGCCGUAGAGCUAACAAAAAGUUCACAAUUAGAGGGGCCAUGGCUUGGCUUUU